UUUCCCUUCCUGCGAUGAUGGGCCUUGGUGUCGAUUGCAACUGCAGUUUCAUUGAUAGAUGGGCUCUUUGGAGAGAAAACCUAACACUAGAGGAAUUGCUUUUAGCGGGCAUCAUUUGUUGGGCGAAUUGGAAUGACAGAAACCAAAGAAACAAUGGUAUAGACGUUGCAGAUGUUCACACAGAAUCCGAUUGGAUCACAAAUUAUGCUAUGGAGCUUUUAACUCGAAGAAGAAAGACUAACGAGGCACAAAAGAAUUUACCUUGUCUGGCGAUUUGGAAACCUCCUUCGAAAGGAACAGUUAAGCUCAAUGUGGACGCGGCUUUCGAUGUCCGAAAUCAAAGGGGAGGGGUUGGGGUUUUGGUUCGUGAUGAUCGAAACUCCAUCCUAGCAGCUUUAAUUUCAUCCCACAAUGUGAAUUCCCCUCUGUUGGCCGAAAUAUGUGCUAUUCGUGAAGCAGUUCGCCUGGCUGAGAGGUGUAUACAUGUCGGAAGAGAGGGUAACAAACCGGCUCAUUUCCUUGCGGGUGAGGCUUUGCAUCAGAAUCAUCUAGUAUUGUGGCUUUCUGAUUUCUCUUCUUAGUUA
Molecule: messenger RNA, 584 nt
Organism: Momordica charantia (bitter melon)
Lineage: Eukaryota; Viridiplantae; Streptophyta; Magnoliopsida; Cucurbitales; Cucurbitaceae
Source: RefSeq, a predicted model, not a curated record